AUGUCAAACACGUUAGAUUGCGGUUUAAGUCCCCACCAGAAUAGGCCUCUCAAAGCGGGCAGCAUCGAUGGCACAGAUUUGGAGCCCCACGACAAAGCCGUCUGGAGGGCCAUGAUGGCCCGUUACCAGCCUAACAAGGGUGUGACCGGUGACCCUCACCUGACGCUGUUCGUGGCGCGCCUGAAUCCACAGACGUCUGAGGACAAGCUCCAGGAAGUCUUCUCCAAGUUUGGAGACAUCCGCAGGGUACGUCUGGUCCGGGACAUCGUGACGGGUUUCUCCAAGCGUUAUGCCUUCGUCGAGUACAAGGAGGAGCGUUCGGUGAAGAGAGCCUGGAGAGACGCCAACAAGCUGGUGGUGGACCAGUACGAACUCAUCGUGGACUUCGAACAAGAGCGGACGCUCCAAGGCUGGAUUCCACGGCGACUCGGAGGAGGCCAAGGAGGCAAAAAGGAAUCGGGUCAGCUGAGGUUUGGAGGCAGGGAUAGACCUUUCCGAAAGCCCAUCAAUCUGACAUCCAUGAUGCCCCAGAACAGAUCAGCUGAUAGAUGGGAUGCAUCGAGUGGGAGGGAGGAAAGACAAAGAGACCAAGAACAAGAUAGGGAACACGGGCGAUGGCGGGAGAGGAAAAGCGACUGGGAUCGAGGGAAUGAUAGAGGUAACUACAAAGAGAAAAGAGACCCGAAACACCACCGGGACCGAAGCCGAGAGAGAGACUCCAACAGAAAGGAAGACAGAAGACACAGAGAUUCUUACAGAGAUCGAGAAUGAAGCUUUCUUUUCUUAUUCCAAAUUUUUUUUUUUUCCCCCACUGA
This is a messenger RNA of Sinocyclocheilus rhinocerous, 815 nucleotides long. Its product is annotated as U11/U12 small nuclear ribonucleoprotein 35 kDa protein-like. The transcript is spliced from 2 exons. The record is from RefSeq and is a predicted model, not a curated record. Lineage: Eukaryota; Metazoa; Chordata; Actinopteri; Cypriniformes; Cyprinidae. Gene Ontology annotation, cellular component: precatalytic spliceosome; U12-type spliceosomal complex. Gene Ontology annotation, biological process: mRNA splicing, via spliceosome. The coding region runs from base 1 to 771 and encodes 256 amino acids. Gene Ontology annotation, molecular function: snRNA binding; mRNA binding.